GCCUGACUCACGCGUUUUCAUUGACGUUUCAUCCUCGUGCCUGCCCACUACCUUCUAUUUGGUGUGUUAGUUUCUUCCGUCAUCAUUUGCGAGUACCAGUUUGCUUCCAACCUUUUUCCUUACAUAAUAUGCUCAAACUUGACCCAGUUAGUGUUGCUGGCUUUCGAAGAUCACCCACCGUUCGCAGAAAAUGCUGUUCCUGACGAGAGGCACCGCGAGUGGACUAAAACAGUGCACCUGUGCAGUGGCUAGUGUGCUCCAGGGUCGGUCCUACUGCAGCCAGCAGCAACUUGCAGCAGCCACUGUAGCGACGGGCCGUUCUCCAGUCGAACAUUUGGAAGAUAAAAUUGCACGCUCUGAAAUUCAACCUGACCCACACCAGCGGAGAAUUGCCGAGGCCUUGCAGCUUGUGUACGAUAGCAUUCAGAGUUACAGUCCUCCGAAACCGAGCACGGGGCUGGGAAAGUGGUUUGGUUUGAAAAGCGCGAAAAAGGUUAAAGCUCCCAAGGGUUUGUACAUCUACGGUAGUGUGGGUGGCGGAAAAACCAUGCUGAUGGAUAUGUUCUACGAUUGCUGUACGAUAAAUCGGAAGCGACGAGUCCACUUCAAUUCGUUCAUGACAGAUGUCCACUCGAAGAUUCACGAGAUUAAAUCGAAACAGGUCCGUGAUGUCAGCAGUACCAAGCCGCAACCAUUCGAUCCUAUCAAGCCCGUUGCCGAGCUUAUCAGCGAAGAUUCCUGGUUGAUUUGUUUUGACGAAUUCCAGGUCACCGACAUUGCGGAUGCGAUGAUCCUAAAGCGACUGUUCACGUACUUAUUUGAUAGCGGCGUUAUCGUGGUAGCAACGAGUAAUCGAGCCCCCGACGACCUCUACAAAAAUGGCCUGCAGCGAAGUAACUUUGUGCCGUUCAUCGGGGUGCUCAAAAAUCAUUGCAGUAUUGCCACGUUGGAUAGUGGGGUUGACUAUCGAACGGCGACACUGAAAGGCGAAGGAGCGCAUUAUUUUGUGAAAACACAAACAGACGCUGAUGGUGCUAUGAACAAAAUAUUCAAGGUAUUGUGCUCACAGGAGAAUGACAUGAUACGACCCAAGACGUUUACACACUUCGGACGCAACAUAUCCUUUGCCAAAACGUGUGGGCAAGUGUUGGACAGCACGUUUGAAGAACUCUGUGAUAGGCCUCUCGGAGCAUCGGAUUACCUCCAAAUAUCGCAAUUUUUUCACACCGUACUGAUAAGGGAUAUUCCGCAGCUAAAUUUGAAGCUCAAAUCGCAAACUAGACGAUUCAUCACGCUUAUCGACACGCUGUACGACAGUCGCGUUCGGCUAGUGGUCUCCUCGGACGUCCCGUACAAGCAACUAUUCUCCAACGAAGCACCGGAUGACAUGCACACCUCCGACGAGAAUCGAAUGCUGAUGGACGACCUGAAAAUCACCAAAGACUCGAUGGACGCAAGUUCGAAUAUUUUCACCGGUGAAGAAGAAUUGUUUGCCUUCGAACGAACCGUGUCUCGCCUAGCAGAGAUGCAAUCCGCUGAGUAUUGGACCCUGUGGGAAAAACAUCGAUAAGAGUAGCGUCGCAGAAGAACGUCCGUCUGUGGUACUUAUGCUGAGCCUUCUAGGUUGCACAAACUCGUUACAUUUGUUAAGGUUGAAGUUAAAAAGUUUCACGCUUCGCAUGUCAAACAUGUAUGUUGCAUAGUAAUGUGUAAAUCAAAUGCUGUAAAUAUAUUUAUUUCAUUAUCAACGUGUACCACCGCA
Molecule: messenger RNA, 1762 nt
Organism: Topomyia yanbarensis
Lineage: Eukaryota; Metazoa; Arthropoda; Insecta; Diptera; Culicidae
Product: putative ATPase N2B
Exons: 6
Coding region: 191-1570 (459 amino acids)
Cellular component (GO): mitochondrion; cytoplasm
Molecular function (GO): ATP binding; ATP hydrolysis activity
Source: RefSeq, a predicted model, not a curated record